Messenger RNA from Lonchura striata (white-rumped munia), 3578 nucleotides. RefSeq names its product interleukin 17 receptor D (gene IL17RD). Gene Ontology annotation, molecular function: interleukin-17 receptor activity. NCBI's taxonomy places the organism in Eukaryota, Metazoa, Chordata, Aves, Passeriformes, Estrildidae. The record is from RefSeq and is a predicted model, not a curated record.
AUGGCACCGGGGCUGCAGCUCGGCUCCGUCCUCCUCGCCCUCGCCGCCUGUCUCGGCGGAGCCCGGCUCGCUGCCGGGGCAGCCGGCGGCAGGAGGGGCCCGGCGGCCGAUGCGUGCGCAGGGAGGGGGCUGCCAUCAGUCACGAAGAACAAUGGACUGCUCAACAUCACCUUUAAAUAUGACAACUGCACUCCUUAUCUGAGUUCAGUGGGAAGACACGUGAUUGGAGAUGUGCAGAACAUCACUAUCAGUCAGUUUGCUUGCCAGGAGCAGGUGGCUGUGAUGAUUCUUUGGACAGCAAAUGCCAUUGGGAUUGAAUACCUGAAGGGAUUUCGAGUAAUACUCGAGGAGUUAAAAUCAGAGGGAAGACAAUGCCAGCAGAUGGUUUUAAAAGAUCCAAAGCAGCUCAGCCCCAGUUUUAAACGAACAGGAAUGGAGUCCCAGCCCUUUGUAAACUUGAAGUUUGAAACAGAUUACUUUGUAAAGAUUGUUCCUUUUCCUUCCAUUAAAAAUGAAAGUAAUUAUCACCCAUUUUUCUUCCGAACUAGAUCAUGUGAAUUGUUGCUACAGCCAGAAAACCUUGUCUGCAAACCUUACUGGAAGCCAAGGAAUGUGAAUGUUACCCAGCAGGGUUUUAACAUGCAAGUGUCCUUUGAUCAUGCACCUCACAACUUUGGGUUUAGGUACUACUUUCUUCACUACAAACUGAAGCAUGAAGGACUGUUUAAGCAAAAGACCUGCAGACAGGAGCAGAACACAGACACUACAAGUUGUGUUCUUCACAACGUAUCUCCGGGGGAUUAUAUCAUUGAGCUGGUUGAUGACACUAAUACAACAAGGAAAACUAUGCACUAUGCACUAAAGCCAGUGCACUCCCCGUGGGCUGGCCCCAUCAGAGCCAUUGCCAUCACAGUCCCUUUGGUUGUCAUCUCUGCCUUUGCCACGCUUUUCACCGUCAUGUGCCGCAAGAAGCAGCAAGAAAAUAUAUAUUCCCAUCUAGAUGAGGAGAGCUCAGAAUCUUCAGCAUAUGCUGCAGGUCUCCAUGUGGAAAGACUUCGACCCCGGCCAAAAGUUUUCAUCUGCUAUUCCAGUAAAGAUUGCCAGAAACACAUUAAUGUCAUCCAGUGCUUUGCUUAUUUUCUUCAGGACUUUUGUGGCUGUGAGGUGGCUUUAGACUUGUGGGAAGAUCUGAAAAACUGUAAAGAAGAUCAGAAGGAGUGGCUUAUUAAAAAAAUAAAUGAAUCGCAGUUUAUCAUCAUUGUGUGUUCCAAAGGAAUGAAAUACUUUGUUGAAAAAAAGAACUGGAAGCACAGAGGAGUAACCAAAGAUGCAGGAAAAGGAGAACCCUUUCUCUUUGCUGUGUUGACUGUUGCAGAGAAGCUUCGUCAGGCAAAGCAGAAUUCAGCUGACCUCUGCAAGUUCAUUGCAGUCUACUUUGAUUACUCCUGUGAGGGAGACAUCCCUGCUAUUCUGGAUCUGAGCACAAAAUACAAACUCAUGGACAAUCUCCCCCAGCUCUAUUCACACUUACACUCCAGAGAUCUUAGUGUACAAGAUUCAGAGGUGUUUCCUGUUAACAUUAGUAAAAGGAAUUAUUUCAGGAGCAAAUCUGGGAGGUCCCUUUAUGUUGCUAUUUGCAACAUGCAUCAGUUCAUUGAUCAGGAACCAGAUUGGUUUGAGAAACAAUUUAUUCCCUUCCCUCCACCUUCUUUACACUACAUGGAGCCUGUCAUGGAAAAAUUUGAUUCAGGCUUGGUUUUAAAUGACUUGGUGAAUAAACAGGUGAUGGAUGGUGAUUUUUACCUGAAAACAGAUCUAAACAUUUCAGUGGGGAAUUCAGACUCUCACUGUAUAAUUCAGCACUUAAACCUCGGAGAAGAUAUAGAAACUCAGGACAUUCAAGGUGGUGGCAGCUCUGUCCUUCAGCCCUUGUUACAUGUUGUUAAAGCUUCAAAUCUGAAAGACAUGCCUCGGGAUUCUGGAAUCUAUGAUUCAUCUGUCCCUUCAUCUGAAUUAUCUUUGCCUUUAAUGGAAGGACUAUUGACAGACCAAAUGGAAACGUCUUCCAUUACAGGAAGUGUUUCUUCAUCAUCAGGUUUAGGAGAAGAAGAACCACCUGUAAUGACUGCUACAAAGUUCUUAGUGCCUGGAAUAUGCAAAGCAGAACUUCAUUGCCACAUCCACACUGAGGAACUGCAGGCAAUUGCUCCCUUAUAAUACACUACAACAUUGUUAUGCAUUGCCACUUUAUCAACAGCCUCUGUUUGUGCUUUAACUAUCACACUGUCUCUGCACCAAAACUACUUGAAGAAACAAACUGCUCCUGAAGAAGAUCUGUUAUUCCAUUUUUUGUGGCCAGUAAACUUGAAUCUGUUGGUAUUUUUAUAAAAAAUCUUUCAUGAUUUUGAAAAUGUACAUUGGAAAAACAGAAGAGCAUACAUUUAAAAUUAUUCCUGUUAUAAUUUAAAUGUCAUUAUAUUACACUGUUUACAGAUGGCAUAAUCAAAAUUUACUAUUUUUUUUGCUAGGAAUAAAUUUGCAACUGGAUAUAAAAUAGCUUGGAACAUUAAGCCUUAGUAAAUUUUGUAGUCCAGCCUCUAGUUUUAAGUGCUGAUGUACUUGAUGGCAGGAGUGUUGUAGUCAAUGAGAAGAGGAUUUUUUUCUGAAGCAAGGUAAAAAUGCCAAAGGUGAGAUCAAGAAAUUCUUCCUCAGAAGAAAUCAUUUUCUUUUCAAAAUGUUUGAGCUCUCGUCCUCAGCCUCCUUUUCCCAGUUGCUAAUGUGUCUCAGUAUUUAAUUUCAGUGCAUAUCUCCCUCCUCUGCAUUAAUCUCCUGUGUCUCCUCCACAGUCUGGCUGUGGUGACUCACAAACAGCACCAUUCUGAGGCUGAGGGAUCAUUCUUAUAAUAGACAAAAAUACAGGUCCUCCAUAUCCUGAAUUAUACCAUGGGAAACAAAGCCUCCUAUUUUCUUCCUGAAGGGCUAAUAUAAAGAAUAAAGAGAUGGAAGAAGGAAGACUCUAUCUUAUAUUGAAGAUAUUCUAGGUUUGUUCAGCCAUGAGAGGAGUAUACUGUAUGGGGGUUCAUACCAUGAUAUGAAGGACAUGGUGGUACAAAACCACCUGGGCUAAAACAAGCCAAGAAUAGCAGUUAACAGGCAGGAAUACUUUGUCCUGAGCCAAGCAGUAAACAGCAGCCAGUGAGUUAUUUUGCAGUUUACACUAUUUAUCAUCACUUAGUGAUUAAGAUUGUGUGCUGUCACUAGUGUUAUAGUAAGGAAAAAUGCAAAAACUACCACAGGCCAUUUCUAUCUGCUGACACAGAGCAUGCAUGUCCUGUUUCCUGCAGUGACCAGGUGGGUAAAUCUUCAUCCAAAAUGUCCCUCCUGUUUCCCAGGAGCAAAUUUUCCAAAAUUAAAUGUAUCUGUGUAACUGCAAUUCCAGGCACUAUUGCAGAAAGCAUGGGACCAACAAACACUAAAGGACAGCUUACCAAUGUGCCUUUGCUCAUUCUGGUCACAGAGUCAAAUUCUGUCUCAUUUAACCUGUAUUCACAUUCCACUAGCAGGGGGUUACUUUAAAG